Leptomonas pyrrhocoris is the source of this 841-nucleotide messenger RNA. RefSeq lists its product as hypothetical. The coding region runs from base 356 to 841 and encodes 161 amino acids. The record is from RefSeq and is a predicted model, not a curated record. The transcript has a single exon. Lineage: Eukaryota; Euglenozoa; Kinetoplastea; Trypanosomatida; Trypanosomatidae.
GAAGGUACCUCCGUCGAAGUAAUUGGUUUCCUUUCGUAGUCUGCUGUUUUUUCCUCUCCUUGACAUCGCCUCAAGAAUUACUCCUGCGCAACCUCAUCGCAUUGACCAUUCGUUGUUUUCCCCUCCUCAUUUUUGCACUCGGUAGCAUCCGUUGUUUGCUGUGUGAAGAAAAGAUUUAAAUAUUUGUUUAAUAGUUCACCGAGUCACGCCGGCCGCUACGCGGAACUUACACGUGACAUUUCCUUCCGCCCCCGAGUGUUGUGUAGAAUCGAUUGAGUGUUUUCUUUCCCCUUGACCUCCGUAUAUAUUGCUGUUGCACCUCUACGUAAACUCGCUUCCUCUCAUCGUCCAAAAAAUGGACCGCGUUCGUGUUCGCUACGUGCUCACCGGUGCAUGUCUGCCCGCCUACUCGGGCCGCGUCGUGCACGCCAUCGUAGCGUUACACCAGCCCGACGGUGCGCCGACGAGGAUCGGAGGCCUCAUCGAGCAGUUCCGUGCCAACUGGCCGGCGGACAUGCGGGAGCUGGCGGACUCGAUCGCCGCGGUGCCCAUCAAGGUGCUCAAGACCGGCCGCGUGCUGAACGACGAAGACGUUUUCGAGCAGCAGCUCAGCGCCGCGGAGAAGGAGACGUGUCGCGUGUCGGCGGAGGAGACGAUAGGCGACCACGCCGAGGAGCUGCAGAAGCCGUCCGUGGUGAUGCACAUGGUGAUUCAAAAGAAUCGCCCACCGGUGGAGGAAAAGUCGAAAAAGGAGAAGGCCAAGUCUAGUGCCAACUCGGACGGUGGCAACUCCGGGGAGGGCCGCGAGGCGAAGAAGAAUAGCUGCUGUUGCGUCAUGUAG